Messenger RNA from Morchella importuna, 429 nucleotides. RefSeq lists its product as uncharacterized. The record is from RefSeq and is a predicted model, not a curated record. Bases 1 to 429 code for a protein of 142 amino acids. Lineage: Eukaryota; Fungi; Ascomycota; Pezizomycetes; Pezizales; Morchellaceae. The transcript is spliced from 3 exons.
AUGUUUCGUAAAUCUAUCUACAGAGUAGUCCCGGUCAGCGUUAGUAGAGGAUUCUACCCUCGCUAUUCCACUAUCGCAAAUGGGUCGAGGAAUACCAGUACGUCAACUACUUCCGGGGACCCCCUUGCCUGCCAAACCGAUAAUCCAGAACUCAAGCACCUCAGCGAGAAGCUCGACUACGGGUUCAAGCGGAUUGACGACCAGCUAGCCCAAAUGGACCAAAUAGUGAAGCGAGUGGACGAGCAUUUGUCCAAAAGUAGGGUCGAAAGCACUAGUAGUACUACAAAUGCAAAGAGCGAUGGAUACAAGUAUAAUUAUUCGAAUGUUGACAACUAUAACUCCUUUUUAGUUGGCAGUAUUUUUACCAUGGUCGUGGUGGGACUCGGAUUUGAAAUUCUAACUCUCCAAUCGCUCGCCCGUUUUAAAUGA